Messenger RNA from Megalopta genalis, 2607 nucleotides. Its product is annotated as NAD kinase 2, mitochondrial. Gene Ontology annotation, cellular component: mitochondrion. NCBI's taxonomy places the organism in Eukaryota, Metazoa, Arthropoda, Insecta, Hymenoptera, Halictidae. Gene Ontology annotation, molecular function: NAD+ kinase activity. The record is from RefSeq and is a predicted model, not a curated record. Gene Ontology annotation, biological process: NAD+ metabolic process; NADP+ biosynthetic process.
GUCGCGCCAAUCGAGGAACGCGCAAGUAUCCAAGCUGACAUGUGAUUUUAGGUAUCCAGUACUGUCGCCGGCAGAGAGGUUAGAAACGUUCCGACGCGUCUAAUGUUUUUAUUGUCACAUUGUUCGUAAGAAAUAAUUCGAAAGUGAACCCUUCGAGCAGGAUGCCAUGACGACGUACGGCCAUCUUCGUAGAACUGCCAAAGCACUGAAAUUCCUCCAACCGUGCAAACAUAAUGUUCGCACCGGUUUCCGAGAAUUUCUUCGGAACGAAUCGAGCUUCGUACCGAAACGUGUGCUCAUCGUUGGCAAAUUGUCCCGUUAUUAUUUUGAAAAGUUGCGAGAACCCAAUCUGAGCGAGUCAGAAUUGAAGAGGAAAUUGUUGGAAAGGGGUAGCGAUUAUGAGCACAUGUUGGCUGGUCACAUCGCGACAUUGAACGUGCAGCAACAGGUGAUCGAUUUGCUGAAGGAGAAGAACAUAGAAUACAGAGUAGUGAAUAGGCAGAAUCUCGAUCAGUCGAAUUUCACCUGGGCCGACCUGAUUCUUCCAAUCGGCGGCGAUGGCACGUUUCUGCUCGCGUCGAAUUUGAUAUUCGACAACAAGAAACCGAUAAUCGGCAUUAAUUCGUAUCCGGAGGGAUCGGAGGGCUAUCUGUUGCUGCCGCAGAAAUACACUAACAGGAUACCCGAUAUUUUUGAAAUGCUGGAGGCGGGUCAUUACCGUGUCUUGAUGAGGAGGAGAAUCCGAACCACGUUGCAGGGGGAUGAUAUCUGGGCCCCACCUUUCCAUACGCACGAAAAGUGUCGCAUUAUUACCGGCGGAAAAGUUAACACGGAAAUCUCGGACGAACCAAAUCCCAACAAAUUACCGAAAGAGAGACGUUUACCUUGGCUAGCGUUGAACGAAGUUUUCAUAGCAGAGGCGUUGUCAGCCAGAACAAGCGAUCUGCUGAUCAAAGUUGAUAACGACGAGAGAUAUCAUGUUGUAAAAAGCUCGGGAUUGUGCGUUAGCACCGGGACGGGAUCGACAUCGUGGCACAAGGCGAUAAACAGCGUUAAUCCGCAAAUAGUGCGCGAAAUAAUUAAUACUAUUGGCGAUAGGAAACAGUAUAGUAAGGAAGAGAUUGAACAAAUCUGCAGCAGAUUUAAUAACACUCUGCGUUUCGAUGCUGAGGAAUUAAAACUGUGUUAUGCUGUGAGAGACAUGAUAGUGACCGAUAUAUGGCCUGCACCAAAAUCUUUGAGUUCUCGUGGAUUUUGUAACAAUUUGACAGUCAGGUCACAGUGCUACGACGGUAGUUUAGUUCUUGACAGCGGAAUCGCGGUGCCAUUUAAUUUUGGAACGACGGCGUUGCUGGAAAUAUACCCUGACGAUUCUCUGAAGUCGUUAAUCCUGCCAGAUUAAUCACCAUAGAAUUUUAUAAGAACUCGUAAUCUCCUUGUUACAUCGACUACUUAACAAGAAUAUUAAAGUGUACUUUAAGCAUGAAUAACUGGAAUGCGAUGCACUGAACGCGUAAGUCAACAGAACCUGAAUACAAUGGAGUUUCGAUUAUCCGAAUUGCUUUAUUAUUUAGCAUUGUUUCAUUCCAAGGCAAUUUUAGUUGUAACUUCGGCGAGAGUUGAACUUGUCUUACUUUCGUCGAAGUGAAGAAAUAAAGCCGAAAUAAAGAACUAAAAGAAAUAAACAACGAAAUAAAGAAAUAAGGAACGAAAUAAAGAACAACUGUUAUUUCUGUGAUUCUAGCACGGCGGAUAAUCGGAAUUUUAUCGUGUUUAAUCAAGGAAAUUUAACAGCUACAGAAUAUAUUACAGAAUAUACAGAUCGGGAGAUUCUUCUCCGUCUAUAUCAUGCAAAAAAAGUUUAUUCAAUAUUGUAAAUAUCCAGAACAGAUGAUUCUUGCCGCUUUUCUCAUAAGAAACUAUGUUAAAAACGGCACGCAUUAUCUACACCUGAAAAUAUUGAAAUCGCGCCAUUAGAUACAGUGGCAAGUAGCUGAAACUGUUUGACAACUUUGUUGUACUUUCUUCCGCUAGAUGGCGACAUUUGUCAAUGCAGCUUAAAAUGUAAAAGUGAAGUUAAAUUACCGAACAGUUUCAGCGUUUUGCCGCUAGGUCCAGUGGCGCUGUUUGUACAUUUUAAGAGCCGUCAUCUAGCGGAGGAAACUAACACUAAAUCGUUGUACAGUUUCAGCGUUUUGCCACUACGUUUAAUGGCGUCAUUUCAAUAUUUUCAGUAGCUGAUAAUUCGUGCCGUUUUUAACAUAGUCUCUUAUCAGGAAAACGGUAAGAAUCAUCUGUCCUGGAUAUUUACAAUAUUAAAUACUUUUUCCAUGAUAUAGACGGCGAAGAAUCUCCUGAAUAUUUCUAUACACUGAAAAUAUUCUCUAGCUGUUAAAUUUCCCUAAUAAAAGAGAUAUAAAUACCGUAUAUGCAAUAGUACUAAUUUCUAGCAUUUUUAAUACGGUCAUUUAAGUUAAUAUAAUAGAUAGGGCUCUGGCAUUAUACAUUAAUGUAAAAACAGUAAUAGAAUCGAUGUACUAAUUACACGUGAUGUAAGACAGAUUUUAUGAAUCAUAAUUUCGUAAAAAUAAAGAUACCAGACUAUUA